CGGUCCCCGCCCGCCCGGGGCCUGUGGGCGCGUCCCAGCUGGCCAGUCUGCGAGAGGGGCGCCCGACAGGCUGCAAGAGAGGCAAGGAGCGCGGGUUGGGCAGACGGCUGUGCCCAGGGCAGCAGCAGUCACCGCUCCAGGAUCCCGAUCCUUCCCUACAUCCAGUCUAGCGGUUGUGGCCUGGCCCAGCUGCCAUGGCACACUGCAAGACGGAGCAGGAGGACUGGCUGUUGGCCCACCUGAAGUACCUGCUCUUCAUCUUCAACUUCUUCUUCUGGGUUGGUGGGGCAGCUGUCAUGGCAGUGGGUAUCUGGACACUGGUGGAGAAGAGUGGUUACCUCAGCAUCUUGGCCUCGAGCACAUUUGCUGCCUCUGCCUACAUCCUCAUCUUUGCUGGUGCUCUUGUCAUGACAACCGGCUUCCUGGGCUUCGGGGCCAUCAUCCGGGAGCAGAAGAGCUGUCUCUCCGUGUAUUUCUGCCUGUUGUUGGCCAUCUUCCUCGUGGAGCUGGUGACAGGGGUCCUGGCACAUGUGUACUACCAGAGGCUGAGUGAGGAGCUGAAGCAACACCUGAACAGCACCCUGACUGAACGCUACGGGCAGCCAAGAGCCGCAGAGAUCACAGCCUCGGUGGACCGGCUGCAGCAGGAUUUCAAAUGCUGUGGCAGCAACAGCUCAGCUGACUGGCAGCACAGUACAUACAUCUUGUCCCAGGAUGCCCAGGGGCGCCGGGUACCCGACAGCUGCUGCAAAACCGUGGUGGCGCACUGCGGCCAGCGGGCCCACCCCUCCAACAUCUACAAGGUAGAGGGAGGCUGCAUGGCGAAGCUGGAGCAGUUCCUGGCUGACCACCUGCUGCUCAUGGGCGCAGUGGGCAUUGGGGUGGCCUGUCUUCAGAGUCCUGAACAACUUGACCUGAGUGUGGGAUCAGAUCUGUGGGAUGGUUCUCACCUGCUGCUUACACCGAAGGCUCCAGCAACAUUUUUACUAAAGGAUGCCCCAGUAGCCUGCUGACUGCCCCACACAAGGGCCCACAUCCCCACAUCCUGAACCAGGCCUGCAAAGUCAGCGGUUGGGUCAUGGAUUCCCUGAACCCUAUGCAGAGCCCACCAGCUGCCUGUGGUUGUGGCUCCUGCGCGUCCCGCCGGGGCAGGGACCUCUGCUCACUCCUCCAUUUCCAAGCACUCAUUCACUGCCAGAAUCUUUGGCAGAGGAUGGUUCUGGCAAGAGGCUGCCGGAGCCCUUUGCCAGGCACGAAUCCCUAUGGACUACAGGAGGGCCAGAGCUCAGCUCCCUCUGCACUAUCUCAAUGCCUGAGUCUGGACUAGAAGGAUGGCAGAUGGGUCUUCCCAAGACUCCUGCAGGGCUUGGUGUGUGAUUCCCACUGACAUUGGGUCCCAGUCAGCUCUCCUCAGAGAAAAGCACCACUUUGGGCAGACUGGGUUAGCUCACCCCCUCACAAAACUUAGUUGGUUUUGGAUCUUCCCACCAGUAACUGGCCAUGCCCUUCCUGUAGGGCCUUGGACAGGGGUCAUCUAAAAUGGGGCAGCUAAAGGCCAGGCUGUUGGAGGCACCAGGACAGGGCACUAAAGAGGCAGGUUGUUACAGCAGGGUGUGCAGCACCUGAGAGUCACAUGACGAUCAUGAGCCCCAGCCUCCAGUGGCAUGUCCCCUUCGCAGCAUCGACUCCCAGAAUACCAGGUUUAAGAUGUUAGUGAAUUAAAGCUCUCCCCUAGUGGCCCACACCUCUGGCUGUUAAGUCAGGACUGCCGAGGAGAGGAAGCUAUGGGGAAGGAGGUACUCUGCCUGCACCCCAUUUCCUGGUGCCUUCAUGACCCCAUUUCCCUUCCACUGUGUUCUCUGCUAUUCCAGAGUAACACGGUUCUCUCCUUUUCUCUCUAGUCACUGGAUGAAAUAGAGACUAUUUGGAAAGAACUCCCCACACAUUAAAGUAGACAGAAAGAAAAUCCUAGAAAAAUUAAAAUCAACUACUCCCAUAGGGAGUAUAGACAUAGGGUACAGACCAUAGGGGAUCCCCUCUUCAUUGAUUAUUGCUUGGGCAGCUUUGCACACCAGGACUCCAAACCAGCUUCAGCUCCACUUGGGUCUUGCUCACCUCUCCACAAUGAACAAGUUUGGCAUCUUGUUGACCAAAAGCACUUAGAACUUGCCUUCUAUCUGACCCAGUUCUUACCGCCAUGCACCCAGAUCCUGCUGAGCUGGGUCUGUUGUUGCAGGGAGAUGAGCUCCCAGUCGUACAUGAGGGAACUAAGGGCCACCGGUUGCAGCCCCAGCAUAGGCCUAAAAUUCCAUUCUCAGGGCAGGAAGUAGUUGCAUCAACAGAGGGAACAUCAGGCUCUCAUUGGGUCAGCCUCUUCUACUCUGGGAUUCUCCGGGGGCUACGCAAAGCCCAGGCUGGCUUAUGUCACCUGCCUGAAGGGCCCUGGGUUGCCUGUACAAACUCAGAAGAAGAAAAAAAGAUACUCCCAAAAAUCCUAGACUACAUUAUGGCCAAGAGAAAAUCUUAGCUGCCCUCCACCUUCCCAGAUUCUCGCAGCUAUUCAAAAACUCACUUUAUUCUCCAAGCUUAUAGAUCUAUAAGACUCAGAUAGAGGGGAAUUAAACAAAAGAUGUAGGGUCCAAACCACAUUCCUCCUGAAGAGGCACCGAGGGAAGUAGUAAUAUACAAAGGGAUUCUGUGGCUUCAGCAUCUGCUUUGGUAGCCUCUCUUAGUUCUCAGACAGAUGAGGACAGAGGUGACAAGUGGGGACCAUUGUACAGCUUCAAUGCAGAGGAAGUCAGGAGAGCAUAGCUCAUUGGCCCUGGUUAGAGUGCGGAGUGAGUGGACAGCCCCAAAUGUGACCUCCUUGAUCACAACAGCCUUGGCGACAAGAUGGGGUUAGAGGCCAUGAAACACACAGUAGUAGUAGCCUGGGUUUAGUGCAGAAUCUGUAGUGCGGUGUGUCCGUCAGAUAUACGCUCAGGAUAUUGCUUCCUAUUUAUCCUGAGUUUGUCACUCUGAGUUCCUUAGAGAGAGGGAAGGACCUACCUAUAAAAUGUCAUCCUCAGUCUUGAGUCAGCACAGACAUUGUGGGUCCCACACCAGGCCCUGAACUUGGCACAGCUGAAGCCAUCAUAUCCUCACCCUGAGCGUGAGUCGCCUUUCCCUCAGCUCAAAGUGGCUUCCUCAAACACAGUAUGCCCCCAAGCCCCCCAGAUGGCCAGUGUUUGGGGAACGAGGGUAAACCUUAGUCUAUGAUAAGGAGAUAAGGACUCUAUGUGCAUUUUGUCCCUUGCCCUCCCCAGCACUGUACCCCUCGCCUCCCACGGCACUUCUGGCAUGGCUUUGGGGAUGGUCACCGAGGAUCUGCAUGUCUCCUUCAAUGUCAUCCACAGUGACACCAAUGGAGUGUGCUAUAGCCCCCAUUCUGCAGAUAAAGAAGCUAAGACUCGGUCAAGUUGAACAUCAGUGGUGAUGGCUGUUGUCAGAGCACCAGCCAGGUGGACCCAAAGAAAGUAGAUCUGGGAGCCCCUCCCCCCAGCACUGGCUGUCAGGUUGGCAUUUGAGAAUAGUGUCCUAGGUGGUAUGGUCAAAUAGCGGCAGCCUCAACGCCUCCUCGGUUGGAUGGACCCAUCCAUCGUGUCCCAUGUCUGCAGCUUUUUGCAUUCCCAGGUGAAGUAGACACCUAUCUUGUUUUGCAAUGACAAGGUCCUAUCAGGAAUCUAAGGAGGCCAGAGCUCCUAAGUAUGAUCCAGGCCACACUCAGAGGCGGUGGGGGGGGGGGAUGAGAGCAGGGACUAUCUUUAGUGCUCAGCCUCCAUGUGGAUGGGAACCACACCAUGUGAAGCUCGCUGGCUGGAAUGUGAAAUGUCUCUCUGUGUCCCAUAAGGAGGUCAGGAGAGAACCCCAGAUUGUAUUCAUUCCUAGAGCCGCCCCAGGUAUGGAGAUACCCUGGUUGGUGAUGCUGAACCUCCCCCUCAGGCAGACCCUCUCUCUCUUCUUGCCCCCUCCCCUAUAUUAAACAUUUGUUGUUUCUGGGCUCUGGAGUGGACACAGGGUGACUUCUGUCUUGAGCCCUCUCACUCCUCUCAGGGUCAUAGAGGUUCAUAUCCAAAAGGCUCUGGCUGUCUGGAGGAUGUGCAGCGGGCUAGUGUGAUGAGCCACUGGGAGCUCAGAAUCUGCCACUCUGAACAGCUUCCAGGGUUUGAAGUCAAGGGAAUGAAUGGACCAGUUAGAACCCUACCAGCUUUGAAAAUGCCCUUUGCUUAUUGGCUUUUCAGGGCUGGGGCAAAGAGACAAGAGAAGGGAGGGCAGCCAAAGCUGUUCAGAAGGAACGUAGCCAUCUAUGACUUCCGGGUGGCAGUUAGGCCACCGGUGACCAGUGUGACGUGUCUUACACUUGGUCUCCCCUCGGCACCUCCAGGGAGCCUUCAGAGCAGCAUAUUACCACCCCAUAGUUGCUCUAAGGAAGGCCAGAGCCAACAGUUGGCAUGUCUGCUAAGUUCCCAGGUGGUAAUGCCACGGCCUGGCAACCACACCAACCCACAGUGUGGACCACACGAGGACACCACGGACUGGCUACCACACCAACCCACAGUGUGAACCACACGAGGACACCACGGACUGGCUACCACACCAACCCACAGUGUGGACCACACGAGGACAUGGCUACCUUCCCUCGGAUGUCAGAGCCCUCAAGGGGCAAAAGUCAUUCAGGUCAUCUGACCUGAGUCACACAUGGAGCUGCUUGAGACUGUUCCCACUAGGUCCACAGGGAGGGUGAAAUGACACCAACCACUGAGUGGUUUCCAACCAGCAAAGCACAUGCCUCUCGAGAGAGCCUGCUUGGCACUCCUGCCCCUUCUGUGACCAGAUGUCUGGGCCUUCUUCCUGGAAUGGGGGCCCUUAUGCUCCGAGAUCCCAGCUUCUUCUAUGUGCCAUGGGGUGGCCCUGCUGUGCCCCUGUCACUCUAACACGUCUAGCCAGAAAUCAAGGCUCCCUCAUCCUUCCCCUCCUGCUUAUACGCCUGUGAAACCUGCUCCUUCCCUACGCCAGUACUGAUGGAAAUUCCAGGGACCCCAUUGUCAGGAGGCCAGAUGGGCUCCUGGAUCGAGCUGGCCCAUGGAUGUAAGACAUCAGAUAUCCUACAAAGGCAGAAACUGCCUUAAGCUACUGACUGCUUACAGCGAAACUCCAGAUGUGAGAUGCACCUCUCCACUGACCUCACCGUAAGCUCCGUGCCUUGUGCUGACGGACUCGAUAAUAAAGAGUGCCUUCUGCUGACUUGGUGUUGCAAGGAGACCCCGGGUCCUCUGUUCACCAACUGCAUUGCACUCCCACGGGAGCUUCUGUGUUGGCCAUGGCUUCCCUCCAGUGCCUGCUGACCACAGCCAUCAGAAGUCUGCUGCCCCCUCAUUCAUCAUCCCAUGGCUUACUUGUCUGGAAGGAUCUCUUCUGCUCAUGAAUGUCAUUAAUCUGGCCCUUUGGGCCGCAGGGCUGAGCUGAAACAAGUGGGGUUUGCUUACAGCUUCCUGUCCCCAGCCAGUGAGUAUGUUCAUAUAUCCCUGCCACCUGCCACCUGCCUCCACCAUGACUGCCACCGAAUCCGCCUCCUCCUGUGGUAGUACUUCAGAGGCCGAGGCAGGAGGAUUACUCAAAGUUUGAGGCCUGGCUGGGUUACUUAGUGAUUUCCAAGCCACCCUGAGCUAGUAUAGCAGUCUGCUUUAAAAAAAAAAUUCAGGAUAUAUGAGACAACUCCACACAUAAAAGCUCUCAUUGCAUACACAUGACAACCUGAGCUGGAUCCUCAGUUGUGAAAGGAGAGAACCUAACACCCAAAUGUACCUCCUGAUUUCCACAUACACACCAUGGACCAUGGAUUCUCUCUCUCUCUCUCUCUCUCUCUCUCUCUCUCUCUCUCUCUCUCACACACACACACACACACACACGGCCGAGGUUGGAUAAAACAGCCAGUUGUGGUGGUGCACACUUUUAAUCCCAGCACUCAGGAGGCAGAGGCAGAUGGAUCUCUCUGGGUUUGUAUCCAGACUGGUCAACAAUAGUGAGCUUCAGGCAAGCCAGGGAUAAAUAAUAAGACCCACCCUAUCUUCCAAAAUGAAAGUAAUAAAAUAAAAAAUAAUAAAAACAAAACGGGAGCUGGUGAGAUGUCUCGGAGGGUAGGGGCACAUGCCACCAAGCCGAAGUGAGAAGUGACUUGCUUUUCUUUCUGCUCUCACAUAUUACACGCUGGCUGCAGCUUCCCCUCCCUCUACUUCUCCUAGCUCUCCUCACCUCCCCUCGCCCCGCCCCCAGGCCCGCUGCCCCCACCCCCACAUCAACCAAAUACAGCAUAAGAUGCAAUUAGGCCAGACACAAACGCUCACAUCCAGGCUGGAUGUGGCAAUCCAGUAGGAGGAAAAGGGUCCCAAGAGCAGACAGAGAGCCAGAGACAACCCCACUCCCACUGUCAGGAGCCCCCCCCCAAACACCAAGCCAACAACCGUAACAUAUAUGCAGAGGACCUAGCUC
Messenger RNA from Chionomys nivalis (European snow vole), 6528 nucleotides. It is a transcript of the gene Tspan11, whose product is annotated as tetraspanin 11. The record is from RefSeq and is a predicted model, not a curated record. NCBI's taxonomy places the organism in Eukaryota, Metazoa, Chordata, Mammalia, Rodentia, Cricetidae. The transcript is spliced from 9 exons. Gene Ontology annotation, cellular component: membrane. Bases 195 to 1013 code for a protein of 272 amino acids.